CCAUUUGGAAGCAAAGCAAAUCCAAAUGAAGGCUCUAAAACGACGCCGCUUCAGCAUUUUAUUUGACCUUUUUUCAAUAAUUUGUGUAUUCCAUAAAGAAGUGAACUUCCUUCUUCUUCACAAUCGCCACUCUGCUCCGUUCGACCACCAAAACCUCCCAUUAAUGGCGUUAAUACGAUCAAAACUCCAUCUUUCUCGAACCCUUUCCUUCAUCAAACCCAUUUUACCAAAACCCUUCUCCACCUCCGCAACUUCUCUACUCCAUGACCACGAAACCGACGAAUCCGCCGCCGCCGCCGACGUCUCUAUCCUUAUCACACCUUCGUUAACUCCAGAAGACACACAAACAGUAGAAAAGUUACACUCAAUCAUCAAAGAUCACUACCGCAAAAACCCUACAAACUCCAACGACGACGCCGUCUUAAACCCUAGCUUAACCCUCCCAUCACUCUCCCUCGAUUUCUCCCAAAUCGAAGCUUCUCGAAUCACUCCUUCCGUCGUUCGAUGCGUCAUAGAGAAGUGCGGCGGUGUCCGCCACGGAAUCCCUUUUCACCAGUCUCUAGCUUUCUUCAAUUACGCAACUUCACGAGACGAAUACGACCACGAGUCGCCUCAUCAUCCUUACAACGAAAUGAUCGAUCUUUCCGGUAAGGUUAGACAAUUCGACUUAGCUUGGCACUUGAUUGAUCUAAUGAAAUCAAGAAACGUUCAGAUUUCGAUUGAGACCUUCACGAUUUUGAUUAGACGUUACGUUAGAGCUGGAUUAGCUUCAGAGGCUGUGCAUUGCUUUAACCGUAUGGAAGAUUACGGUUGCGUUCCUGAUAAAAUCGCGUUUUCGAUUGUUAUUAGUAACCUUUCUAGGAAGAGGAGAGCUAGUGAAGCUCAGUGUUUUUUCGAUAGCUUGAAAGAUAGGUUUGAGCCUGAUGUUAUAGUUUACACAAACUUGGUUCGUGGUUGGUGUAGAGCUGGUGAAAUCUCUGAGGCAGAGAGAGUGUUCAAGGAGAUGAAGUUGGCUGGGAUUGAACCUAAUGUGUAUACUUACAGUAUUGUGAUCGAUGCCUUGUGUAGAUGCGGCCAGAUCAGCCGUGCUCAUGAUGUUUUCGCGGAUAUGUUGGAUUCGGGUUGUGCUCCGAAUGCUAUUACUUUCAAUAACUUGAUGAGGGUUCAUGUCAAAGCAGGGAGAACAGAGAAGGUUCUGCAGGUUUAUAACCAGAUGAAGAAGCUAGGAUGUGAGCCUGAUACUAUUACUUAUAAUUUUCUGAUUGAGACGCAUUGCAGAGACGAGAAUCUUGAAAACGCGGUCAAGGUUUUGAACACGAUGAUCAAGAAGAAGUGCGAUGUGAAUGCUUCGACUUUCAAUACGAUAUUUAGGUACAUCGAGAAGAAGAGAGAUGUGAAUGGUGCACAUAGGAUGUAUUCGAAGAUGAUGGAAGCUAAAUGUGAGCCGAAUACGGUGACUUAUAAUAUACUGAUGAGGAUGUUUGCCGGGUCGAAGUCUACUGAUAUGGUUUUGAAGAUGAAGAAAGAGAUGGAUGAUAAAGAAGUUGAGCCGAAUGUGAAUACUUAUAGGCUUUUGGUUACAAUGUUUUGUGGGAUGGGACAUUGGAAUAAUGCUUAUAAGCUGUUUAAAGAAAUGGUUGAUGUCAAGUGUUUGACACCGAGCUUGUCUUUAUAUGAGAUGGUUCUUUCACAGUUAAGAAAAGCUGGGCAGUUGAAGAAGCAUGAAGAGUUAGUGGAGAAGAUGAUUCAGAAGGGACUCGUCGCUCGGCCAUUGUAGGAACCUUCCCAAGCAUCAAAGAAGACGCUUUUUUUCUUUUUCACAGUCAUUUUUUAAGGAUGUUUUUAAAGCUAUUUUAUUGUCGAUCAGAUUGUAACUUCAUUUUGAGCACAACACUGAAUAAACUUGCGUCUAGAAGUAUUAUUGUACCAUGUACUCUCUUUUUUUCUUUCUUGAUUUAUACUAUGUUCUUCUUUUA
Camelina sativa (false flax) is the source of this 1976-nucleotide messenger RNA. RefSeq lists its product as uncharacterized. Gene Ontology annotation, molecular function: protein binding. Lineage: Eukaryota; Viridiplantae; Streptophyta; Magnoliopsida; Brassicales; Brassicaceae. The record is from RefSeq and is a predicted model, not a curated record.